AUGUCCGCGCUACGUAUCCUCGUUCCCGUCAAGCGGGUCAUUGACUAUGCUGUCAAACCCCGAAUCAACAAGGCGAUGACCGGCGUGGAGACCGUCGGCGUCAAGCACUCGAUGAACCCCUUCGACGAGCUCUCGGUCGAGGAGUCGGUCCGCAUCCGCGAGGAGAAGCGCGCCCCGGGCGGCGUCGAGGACAUCGUCACCAUCUCUGCCGGCCCCGCCAAGGCCCAGGACGUGAUCCGCACGGCGCUCGCCAUGGGCAUCGACCGGGGCAUCCACGUGGAGCUCAAGGAGGGCGAGGAGCUGGAGCCGCUGACGGUGGCCAAGCUGCUCAAGGCGACGGUGGAGGCGGAGAAGAGCAACCUCGUGCUGCUGGGCAAGCAGAGCAUCGACGACGACGCGGGGCAGACGGGCCAGAUGCUGGCGGGGCUGCUGGGCUGGCCGCAGGCGACGCAGGCGAGCAAGGUGGAGUUUGGCGAGGGCGACUCGGUGACGGUCACGAAGGAGAUUGACGGUGGCGUGGAGACGGUCAAGGCGAAGCUGCCGAUGAUCGUGACGACGGACCUGCGGCUCAACACGCCCCGGUUCGCCAAGCUGCCCAACAUCAUGAAGGCGAAGAAGAAGAAGCUCGACAAGAAGACGCUGGCUGACUUUGGGCUUACGAGCGACAAGAAGCUUAAGAUCUUGAAGGUUACUGAACCCCCCGUGAGACAAGGCGGAGGCAAGGUUGAGGAUGUUGGUGGUCUUGUUAGCAAGCUGAAGGAACUUGGCGCUCUGUAG
Clonostachys rhizophaga is the source of this 777-nucleotide messenger RNA. The record is from the annotation of a GenBank genome assembly. NCBI's taxonomy places the organism in Eukaryota, Fungi, Ascomycota, Sordariomycetes, Hypocreales, Bionectriaceae.